Molecule: messenger RNA, 1518 nt
Organism: Parnassius mnemosyne (clouded apollo)
Lineage: Eukaryota; Metazoa; Arthropoda; Insecta; Lepidoptera; Papilionidae
Source: the annotation of a GenBank genome assembly
AUGAUUAUGGUAUCAAGACUUUAUAUCACUUACUUAUUUUUGAUUACAUUUCUGUUUAACGAUGAAUGUUCUGCGGGAGAAUACAAUCUUUUUGGAGAAGCAGGUCAAGCAUAUGCCAUUGAAAUAAUUUUGGGGAACCCUGGCCAAAAGUUAAAUGUUAUAGUGGAUACAGGGAGCGCUACAUUAGCAGUAGCAUCGUAUCCACGGCCAGAUAGUAAUAUAUAUUUUCAUACAGAAAACUCAACUACCAUUUAUAAAAAUGGAAAAGAGGUUCAAGCCAAGUAUUCACAAGGUGCAUGGGUGGGAAAGCUGGUGUCAGAUCUUGUUCACUUUCCAUCAUUACCAUCAGUUCCUGAAGUUCGGUGUGAUAUUGCACUCAUCACCAAGAGUAAUAAGUUCUUUAUGAAUGGUUCAGGGUGGCAGGGUCUUCUUGGUUUGGCCUACUUGCCAGUUGGGGCAUGGGGAGAGAACGUAAUAGUGGGUUCCUGGUUGGAUUCUGUGGACCAUAUGCUCAACAAACCAAUGUCAUUUGAAUUAAAACUUUGUGGCGCACAGGGUCCUACCAAUGCGACGCAUUAUGGCAAUUUAAGAGUGUUAGAUGACCAAGAAAUAGUAAAAGAUAAAGAUGUUAUGUUCCGUACACCUAUCCUUCGUAAACAUUGGUUUGUAGUAGGCGUUUUAUCCAUUCGAGUACUUACUGAUGCCACAGUGCCUUUGAUUGCUUCAAAUAUGUCCAAUGUGGGGAAUGUUUCAAAAAGUACAAAUGUAACAAAUGAAAAAAUACUGUAUGAAAUUAAUGAAGACACUUGUCAAAGACUGAAUGACCAAAAGAGUAUAGUGGACAGUGGUACAACUAAUAUAAGAUUGCCAGAUGAAAUAUUUAGUCAGGUGGUUAGUGAACUUAGGAAUGCAGCACGAAUGACAAAUGUGCUGAUAUUGGAUGAAUUUUGGUAUCACAGUGAAGCUGCUUGCUGGCCAGAACCUCAAGAAUGGUCACUUCCGUGGUUGGCGAUAGAUUUGCUUGAUUCAGGUGCAGAAAAUCAGUUUUUCACUUUGGAAAUACCGCCACAGAAUUACAUGCGCAUUGUAUCAGCACGCAAUAACAGUGGUGAAAGCGGAACCGUUUCUGAAUUUUGUUACAAACUAGGAAUUGAGGCUGGCGGUAAAGAAACCGUGCUAGGAUAUACUGCGAUGGAAGGAUUACAGGUACUGUUCAAUAGAUCGGCCGGCUGGAUCGGCUGGCAGACGUCGAACUGUGGUCCAAACGCACGCGUUUCUGGCCCGUACAAUACUUCUUCAUCACUUCUUGUUAGAUGCAAACUCAUAGAGCCUAUGUCCGACGCAGCAAUAUCAAUAAAGGCAGCUCAGUGGACACUUUUCGUUAUAUCAAUAAUAGCUUUAGGCGUGCUCGUCUAUUUGCUCGCACCCUGCAUUAAGAUGUUUAUUUUAAAACCUUUACCGAGGUCUCAGCAAAUAUCGUUAUCUCAAGCCGCGUUGGUAGAACAAGAGGCAUAUUAG